Molecule: messenger RNA, 1953 nt
Organism: Grammomys surdaster
Lineage: Eukaryota; Metazoa; Chordata; Mammalia; Rodentia; Muridae
Gene: Slc66a2
Product: PQ loop repeat containing 1
Exons: 5
Coding region: 300-1061 (253 amino acids)
Biological process (GO): retrograde transport, endosome to Golgi; phospholipid translocation
Cellular component (GO): endosome; trans-Golgi network
Source: RefSeq, a predicted model, not a curated record
AUAGCUUCCCUAUGUUUAUUCAUCUUCCUGUUCCUUCCUGGUGUUGAGCCUUGAGUGUGUUGAUUCAGGAAGUGGCUAGGGGGGCUGUGGGCUCCGCUGGAGGAUAAGCGCUUCCUGUCGUUUCCAGGCCCCUGGACAAUCAAGGUUGUUUGGAAUUCAUCUUAGGUCGGGAUGGUAGCUGACUGCGCAGGAUAGCGGCGGCCAUGUGGAGGUGACAGUCAGCUUGAGGACUCGGAGAGCCCAAAGGAGCUUGGCCCAGGUGGACAUUGCUGGCUGGCAGCGCGGCCUCGGUGCUGGCGAUGGAAGCGGAAGGCUUGGGUUGGCUUCUGGUCCCGCUGCACCAGCUGGUUUCCUGGGUGGCCGCUGGGGCCAUGGUCUUCGGAGGGGUGGUACCGUACAUACCCCAAUACAGGGACAUCCGGAGGACUCAGAACGCCGAUGGUUUCUCGACCCACGUGUGCCUGGUGCUAUUAGUGGCCAAUAUUUUACGGAUACUUUUCUGGUUUGGGAGGCACUUCGAGUCCCCGCUGCUCUGGCAGAGCAUUGUUAUGAUCCUUACGAUGCUGCUGAUGCUGAAACUCUGCACCGAGGUCCGCGUGGCCAACGAGCUGAACAUCAAGCGCCGCUCCUUUGCAGACUUUGAUCCUCAUCACUUCUGGCACUGGAGCAGCUUUGCAGACUAUGUGCAGUGUGUCCUGGCCUUCACAGGUGUGGCAGGCUAUGUCACCUACCUGUCCAUCGAUUCGGCUUUGUUUGUAGAGACGUUGGGCUUCCUGGCCGUGCUGACGGAAGCCAUGCUGGGUGUGCCACAACUGUAUCGAAACUACCGCCACCGCUCCACGGAGGGGAUGAGCCUCAAGAUGGUGCUCAUGUGGACAAGUGGGGACACCUUCAAGACAGCCUACUUCUUGCUCAAUGGUGCACCUCUGCAGUUCUCAGUCUGUGGGCUGCUACAGGUCAUGGUGGACCUGGCCAUCCUGGGGCAGGCCUAUGCCUUUGCUCACCACCCCCAGAAGCCAGCAGCCCAUGCAGUGCACCCUGCCAGCGCCAAGGCUCUCUGAGGAAUCUAGGGAGGACAAGGACAUGUGACCGACCAGCCGUGGGUGCUGAGUCCCAGUCUGUGCUUCUGCAUCAGGGAGACUGGUCCUGUGCACUCCACAGAUGGGCCAGGUGUAGGCAGAGAUUAACUUGAGUGCUGUGUCCCCAUCAGCCUUCUGGUGGGGGACUGAGGGUCAGUGGAGCUAGGGCUGCCUCUGUGGGGUUUUCAAGGUGUUAGAAAAGGCAGGCGUCUUUCCUUACCUCCUCCAGAAAAACUCUGGCCUGAUCCUGAAAUAGGUUCAUGCCACUAAACAAGAUGGCAGGCAGAGCAAGCAGCUAAGUUCCUUCCUCUCAGCCAUCUUCUCUCAGUGAGCCUCUGGUCUCCUAGCAGAGCCUGUGGCACUCUUAGUGUGUAGUCAUGGCUGCAGGCGGCUUGUCUGUCCUUAAGUUCUGGCCUGUCCUACCCUAGUAUGCCACGGGUAUGUCUACUGCACCUGGGGGAGAUAGAGGCUGUUGGCCUGACACUGGUCACUGUAUUUUGCUCCUCUCUUGAGCUCAUCAUGAGAUCAUGUUGUGCUUAGCAGCCUUGUGCUGACCUGGCUGGCUCCUGGGUCCAGAAUGUUCUAGAUGCUUCUAUAUAACAGUAUCUUCCCUUCUGCUGGGCAGAAGAACUUCUUGUGCACACGAUGAUGCUAUCCAGUUAGCACAAUAGCUCUGAAAGUCAUGGUGGCUCACCUGAUGGCCAAAGAGUCCACACUGUGCCACCUUCAAGCUUCCCUUGGAUAUUCUAAGUGUGCGAGCAAGAUUCUUGCUCACUGUCUGGCCUGUCAGAUGCUUGUAAGAUGUUUAUUUUUUAAAAAUGAAGGGAGAUGUCUGUAGUGGUAAUUACCUCCAAAAUAAAUGCCAUCGAUGGCA